This is a messenger RNA of Girardinichthys multiradiatus, 1710 nucleotides long. Its product is annotated as putative C-type lectin domain family 20 member A. The transcript is spliced from 5 exons. Bases 203 to 1270 code for a protein of 355 amino acids. NCBI's taxonomy places the organism in Eukaryota, Metazoa, Chordata, Actinopteri, Cyprinodontiformes, Goodeidae. The record is from RefSeq and is a predicted model, not a curated record.
GGAAAGAAAAAGCUGUGGGUCAAGGCGGGUAACUGCUUAAUUAUUCUAAUACUUGGACUGGAUUAUAAUUAUUCAGUUUCUGUUUUUUCACUCUUUCAAUUUCCAAAGAAAACUGGACAUUCACAAAAGAGCUGAAAUAUUCUGCCACAUAAUUUCUGACACAUUUAUGAUUUAAAAAGAACAGAACAAAAACACUUUGAAUAUGAAGAGCAGACUCCUCGGACCACUAGUUCUACUUGCCCUCAGUAGCAUACUUGUAUCUGGGUCGAAAUAUUACAUCCAUAUUAAGUGGGGUUUGACGUGGGAGGAAGCGCUAGACUUCUGCAAGAGGCAUUACACUGACUUGGCUACCAUUUCCUACGAGUCAGAAGCAAACAGUAUGGAUUUGAAGCAAUAUCUGGUUUGGAGCGGCCUGAAAAGAGACAAAGAUUUUCCUAAUUGGUGGCGCUGGUCUGAUGGAAAAUUCUAUGCCCCAGACUGGGCAACAAACGAGCCAAACAAGGGAUCUUGUGCUGCCGUCGAUUUCAAAAGCAAAAAGCUUUAUGCCAGAUCGUGUGACACUCAUCGGAUGUUUGUUUGUUCAAAUGUCACUGGCUACACAUUUGUCAAAGAAGCAAAGACAUGGAAUGACGCCUCGGAUUAUUGCAGAGAUUACAGAGGUAAUCUGGCAAGUUUCAGAAGUAAUGAUAUGCCGAAAAUAUUCACUCAGCAGGACUUUCCCCUCUGGGUUGGGAUGCGCAGAGAAGCAGGGGGGUCAUUCACGUGGAUCUCAGGAUAUUCACAGUAUAAAAACUGGAAAACAGGCGAGCCAAGUAACAUGGGCAACUGUACCACCAUCUCCUCACUGACCAAUCUGAUGGCCACCAAAGACUGUCGCAUCCAUCUUCCCUUUGUCUGCAUCCAGGAAGGGAAUAUUAAUGUGAUUCUGGUAAAAGAAAGCAAGAGCUGGGAAGAAGCACUGGAACACUGCCGGGGCCUCAACAGCAGUGACUUUGGUUUUGAUCUGAUCAGCGUGCAGCCUGGAGACGAACAGAAGAAUAUAAUGAACAAGGUCAUGGAGGCGGACACCAAGGAGGUGUGGACUGGCCUGCGUUUCCUGGGUGAUGACUGGCUGUGGGUGGACGGGGAAAAUAUGUUGAACACCAGCCUUAAUCAAUGUCCGAUGCAGGAGCAGCACUGUGGGGCAUUAUCCAAGAAUUACACCGGCAGCAUAGAGGCCAAAGACUGUUCAGAAAGGAAAAACUUCCUCUGUUACAGAUUUCCACUUUAAUACCACUAUUAUGAUUGCGACCAGAUCUUCUGCAGCCGGCUAUUUUCAGAAAGGCCCCCAGGCAGCCAAAGAUUAGCAACACUUUCAUUAGACGUUUAAUUUUUACCCACUGAAAGGACCUUAGAAUACAUGUACUCUCUAACAGAAAGUAACAGUCAUCCAGUGAAUGGAUUUCCUUUUUCUUGUUUUAAUUUUUUUUGUUUCUCCAGAUGAAUUUUUGUAAAAAUGUAGACAACCACUUAAAUUUAAAUGUGAAAAACUGAUUCUUUGCAUCAAAUGAAGCAUAGCAUUCAUAGAAAUAAUUUAGAACUUUGACAUAUUUGAGAUGGCGUAAGACUUUAAAAAUACAAUUGUAUUUUUUAGCAAUAAACAUCAAAGUAUUUAAAAGUUAAGCUUUUUAAGUAAAUUAAAAUAUUGUUUUGACUUUAUUGAAAAUGUCU